GGUUGGAGCGGAUAGUACCUACCUUAACAGGGCCCGAGUCGAAGCCCCACAUCGACUCAUUUUCCCACCCACCGCCAAAUCUCUCUGUGUCAUCGGAAGUUCGGUCUUUGUCCAGUCAUAGAAACCAUUCCCGCAGACAAUGGCACCUUCGAUUACUGCAGUCCCGUCGUUCGAGACGGCGCGAGAAGUGAUCUCGCAGUCGAGAAACUCCAAAUUCGCCCCGAACUUGCUGCCGGUUACUGCCUCGAUCCCCGCCGAUCUCUUGACCCCUACAUUGGCCUACCUUAAGCUUGCCGAGAAUUCUCAGUUGUCAUUCUUGUACGAGAGCGCCGCGACUACAGAGACUAUCGGACGAUACAGUUUUGUUGGCGCAGACCCCCGAAAAGUUAUCAAGACCGGUCCAGGCCAUGGCCCCGAGGCUGAUCCUCUGCCCUACCUGGAGAAGGAGCUGUCCCAGUUCCGCGUUGCCACUGUUCCAGGCUUGGUUCUUCCCCCUCUGACCGCCGGAGCGAUUGGAUAUGUGGGCUACGACUGUGUCAGAUACUUCGAGCCGAAGACUGCCCGGCCCAUGAAGGAUGUGCUGGGUGUUCCGGAAUCGUUCUUCAUGCUGUACGACACUAUUGUUGCAUUUGAUCAUUUCUUCCAGGUUGUCAAGGUCAUCACCUAUGUCCCGAUCCCCGAAUCCGAUGCGGAUAUCGAGGCCGAAUACCGCAAGGGCGAGCAGAUCAUCCAGAAAACCAUUGAGACUUUGUUGCAGGACCGCACACCAAUGCCCCCGCAGGGCCCUAUCAUCCAGAACCAGGAGUACACCUCCAAUAUCGGCCAGGAAGGAUACGAGAACCACGUCAAGGUUUUGAAGGAGCACAUUGGCAAGGGCGAUAUCUUCCAGACUGUCCCCUCACAACGGCUGUCUCGGCCAACAUCUCUCCACCCUUACAACCUUUUCCGCCACCUCCGCACUGUCAACCCCUCUCCUUACCUGUUCUACAUCGACUGCCAAGACUUCCAGCUUGUGGGAGCCAGCCCCGAGCUUCUUGUGAAGGAAGAGCGCGGCCGAAUCAUCACCCACCCUAUCGCGGGUACCGUGAAGCGCGGCAAGACUCUAGAGGAGGACACCGCACUGGCCGAUGAGCUGCGCAGCAGUUUGAAGGACCGAGCCGAGCACGUCAUGCUUGUGGAUCUGGCCCGUAACGACGUAAACCGUGUAUGCGACCCAAUGACCACUCAAGUAGACCGCAUGAUGGUCGUCGAGAAGUUCUCGCACGUCCAGCAUCUCGUCUCACAAGUAUCCGGCGUUCUGCGUCCCGGUAAAACCCGUUUCGACGCUUUCCGCUCCAUCUUCCCCGCUGGUACUGUCUCCGGCGCACCCAAGGUGCGUGCCAUGCAGCUGAUCGCCGAGCUCGAGAAGGAGAAGCGUGGCGUCUACGCCGGUGCCGUUGGAUACUUUGGAUACAACAUCGCCAACAGCGACGGAUCCAGCGAGGACCCCGGUGCCAUGGACACCUGUAUUGCGCUUCGCACUAUGAUGGUCAAGGAUGGUGUUGCGUACCUGCAGGCUGGUGGUGGUAUUGUCUUCGACUCUGACCCGUACGACGAGUACAUUGAGACAAUUAACAAGCUCGGUGCCAACAUUGCGUGUAUUCGUGGUGCCGAGGAAAAGUAUCUCAGCAUGGAGAAGAAAUAGAGCAUGUCAGAAGGUUCUGCAAUUCCAGCGAUUUCGGGGACAAAGACAAAUUUCAAUGAUUUACGCAUGUUCUACUUUCUUUUUCGGAUUUUCUUUGAGUUUAGACCAAAUGUAUAUCUCGGAUUCAUCUUUACAAAAUCAAAACCAAUUUCCAAG
Messenger RNA from Penicillium pulvis, 1840 nucleotides. RefSeq names its product anthranilate synthase TRP2 (gene trpE). Gene Ontology annotation, molecular function: anthranilate synthase activity. Lineage: Eukaryota; Fungi; Ascomycota; Eurotiomycetes; Eurotiales; Aspergillaceae. The coding region runs from base 140 to 1684 and encodes 514 amino acids. Gene Ontology annotation, biological process: L-tryptophan biosynthetic process. The record is from RefSeq and is a predicted model, not a curated record. The transcript has 4 exons.